GGAUAAAAGUAUGGUUGGGAUGGACCAAAGGCAGUAGAUCCUUUGGGCAGGUUGAGAACCAGCUGAUACUUGAACACUUCUUUGGGACAGUUGCUUCAUUGUCAUGGACAGGGCUGUCUCUGUGAACUACUGGCUGGGACUGGUAGCCUUUCUGCUCCUACAAGGGGUAGUCAGUGUGGAGGGGAGAAGCAUCUUCAACCCUGGAAACCAUGUUUAUCACCCAAGGGAAGGCACAGAUGGCCAGAACAAGAUUCUAGCAUUGUUACUACAUAGAAGCUUAGAACCCGUUGAAAGAAAUUACGCUUUAGGUUUACACUUGGACAACAAACUAGCAGAGUUGGUGGAGCUAGAGGCUUUGAAGGAGGGUCUGGAGCUGUCAUCCAACAUAUUAGCAGAGGACAAGUCCAUUCCAAGGAAAAGGGAUUGUUUCUGGAAGUACUGUGUAUGACAGCCUAAGGGAGAGAGCCUCUACUGAGUCCUGAGUCCUGCUGCAUCGCCCUAACCCUCCAAUGCCUUAAGACUCACCACGCUCACAGACAUCAACACAACUCCUCCGUUACCAUCACCAAUUCUCGAAAUGUUGUAACGUAACUAAUGCACUCAUCACACAUUGUAUUGCUGAAGUUGUCAUACCUGAUGUCUACAGGUAUUUAUAAAGGUGCAAUGAUUUUGGGGUCUACAUCACGGUGGGCAUAAGUGACAUUUCAUUGGUGUUGUAUUUAAUGCAUAAUGACCUCAAAUGACGGAAAUUACUUGAUCAGUUCCGUAUUGGAUAUACUGCAUCAGAUGCUACUACAGGAAUUGAACAUCUGAGAUGACUAGGGGUUUACUAGCAUUUCUCUAAGAUGGAGAGUGUUGUUGUCUUAACCAAAGAUCUGCUGGCAAAGGCCUUGGUCCAUAACAUUUCCACAUUCAAAGGAACCGUCCUCUUCUCAACACAUUGACUUUGUCUUCCCCUAGUGGUAAAUGGGGGCGGUGACGCAAUUCAUGUUACUUUCCACAGUCAAAUAUUAUAAGGUAUUGCUUUUUGAAUGUGUUACUGUUUCCAACAUUGAAUAAAUAAUAUAUUAUCAUGCUAACCUUUGUCUUGGCUAAAUGUGUAAUUGUUAUUUCAGGAAGAGAAACUGAUAGGAUGAUGGGCAGUUUAGUACAAGAUAAAUAUUUUCUCUGGACUCAUUCUGGCAGAUAUGAUUAUUGGACUGAGUUAUAAAAAUGUGUCACUCAGUCAAAAGAGAUGAAGUCAAACAGUU
This is a messenger RNA of Coregonus clupeaformis (lake whitefish), 1250 nucleotides long. Its product is annotated as urotensin-2B-like. Gene Ontology annotation, molecular function: hormone activity. Gene Ontology annotation, cellular component: extracellular region. Lineage: Eukaryota; Metazoa; Chordata; Actinopteri; Salmoniformes; Salmonidae. Gene Ontology annotation, biological process: blood vessel diameter maintenance; regulation of blood pressure. The transcript is spliced from 5 exons. The record is from RefSeq and is a predicted model, not a curated record. The coding region runs from base 104 to 448 and encodes 114 amino acids.